This is a messenger RNA of Aureobasidium pullulans EXF-150, 1506 nucleotides long. RefSeq lists its product as uncharacterized. The transcript is spliced from 4 exons. Lineage: Eukaryota; Fungi; Ascomycota; Dothideomycetes; Dothideales; Saccotheciaceae. Gene Ontology annotation, molecular function: protein binding. The coding region runs from base 1 to 1506 and encodes 501 amino acids. The record is from RefSeq and is a predicted model, not a curated record.
AUGGUCAAAUCAAAGGAGUUUCUCAAGAAGCCAAAAUUGCCCAAGCAACAGAAAAAAUCAAAGAUAUUGGUCACAGCAUACGACUUUCAAGAAGCUGCCGACGCCGAAGAAGAGACUGGCGGUAAAUGGAGAGCUGGUGAUCCGGCCAAAUCAAGUCGUGCCUUUGUCAGAGCUAUCGAGAUCUACAACAAUGGCUUGCAAAAACAUCCCAAGGAUGCCGACCUGACAUACAACAAAGCUCGUCUUGAGUUUGAACUAUCACAACAGCCUACUUUAGUAGCUAAACUCGCGGUUCCGUUACUUGACUUUUUGCAGCAGGCUCUCAACUCUCAUCGCUAUGCACUACAGCUUAACGGUGAGUCGGCUGAUGUACUGUUCAACACAGCUCAGGUCAUGAUCAGUAUUGCCGAGUAUGUGACAGAAGCUGGCAUCUUCAGCGCACAGGCCGAUUCAGUGUCUCUUCUUCGCGAAGCACUUGAACUGCUAUCAGCAUGUUUUACUCGUCAGGAACAGCUCGUGGAAGAACAAAAUGCAAAUUCCAUGGAGGCCGAAGGCGGCGUUGCAAUCGACCAAGAAGUUCCUGCAGCCCAACCCGAAGCUUCUGCAGCAGGAGAUACAGCUCCCGAAGACGAGGAAGAAAGCGAAUACGUCUCUGUGCAAGCCUACAUCACCCCCUCCGAUUUGUUGGACACAGCACGCUCCAGUCUCACGGCUCUAACCCUCCUCAUCACCCUCGACGACCCCUCAAAUGUCUCUCCCCUCGCAAAGAUGGGCACCACCCUAGUCGAGGACAAAAUCCCUCAAUACCUCUCUCAAGUCGAAGCCGAAGAGCGCGCUCAAGAAGAACCAGACGUCCUCCUCGAGCGUGCUCAGUUCCACGCGGCCCUCACAGUAGCCGAUCUCAAACUCGGCACUGCAUCUGCAAACGACUCCUUGAGUCGUCUCCAACAAGCUUUCGAACCUCUGGAUACAACCGCAAAUGUAGCAGUCAUGUGCACCUACGCAGACAGCCUCGUCGAACUAACAACCACGGCUCAAAACUUCAGUCCUUCAAGCGCAGCAACGACUUGCUGGUCUACAUUGUCAAAGGCGCAAGACCUCUAUGCAGCUGCAGUCAAGAUUAACGAUACCGAGGCGAAGGAACGUAAAGCUCGCGUCUAUGAAUCUCGCGGUGAUGUCGAGUUGUUGCGUUUCAAUCUCGCCACCACACCUGCUGCUGGUCUUUCUGCGGCCAUUCAGAAAAGUGCGCCUACGUUGAUUAAGAAUGCACAGACGUAUUAUCGCGGUGCUAUGAAUCUGUUCCGUGCAGAGGGAGAUGCAGAGGCAGCUGGCAAGGUCGAAGUCAGAGGGCUGAUUGCCACUAUGCUGGAAGGGAAGUUGAACGGCAAUGUUGGUCAGCAGAUCGUCGCUGUCUUGGGUCAAAAGGGAGAGGCUGGAAGAGCUGUAGCUAUGGAUAUGUUGAGGGAAAGUUUGUUGCCUGAGGAUUGGGAUCAGGGUCUCAUGUAG